Messenger RNA from Clarias gariepinus (North African catfish), 4535 nucleotides. It is a transcript of the gene antxr2a, whose product is annotated as ANTXR cell adhesion molecule 2a. The record is from RefSeq and is a predicted model, not a curated record. NCBI's taxonomy places the organism in Eukaryota, Metazoa, Chordata, Actinopteri, Siluriformes, Clariidae. Gene Ontology annotation, molecular function: signaling receptor activity. The coding region runs from base 288 to 1739 and encodes 483 amino acids. Gene Ontology annotation, cellular component: membrane. The transcript has 17 exons.
UUUUUAACCAUAUGCAGGUUAAUAGCGGAAGGAUGAAGCAAUCUAACGAAUGACGUCGUCAUGUUUAUUCAUCGACGGGAAGGAUUUUCUAACUUUGUUUCCUUUUCUUUGGGACAUGUUGCGCCAGAUUGCUCUAUGUAACCGCGCCGCUAUUGUUCUUCCUCACUUCUCACUCUGUUCACUGCAUUGACGACACGCUUUGGUGGAUUGAUUUUUUUCUUUUUCUUAAGUAUUUAUGUGUUAUUCCUACUGAACUCGCAAAAAAAACAACAACAAAGCGGUAAAUAAUGUCAAAGAAAGCUUGUUGCGUACUGAAACAUGUGAGCGCGGCCGUCACGGCGCUGCUGCUGUUCGGCUUCAUCUCGUCUCUCAGAGCAGAAACUCCUCCAUCCUGUCAUGGGGCUUACGACCUUUACUUCGUGCUGGACAGGUCAGGAAGUGUCGCACAAGAUUGGGUACAGAUCUAUGAGUUUGUACACAACCUUGUAGAACGAUUUGUGAGCCCCAAUAUGAAGGUGUCUUUUAUUGUUUUCUCGACGAAAGCAAGCGUAAUUUUGCCUCUCACUGGACAAAGAGCAAAGAUAGAUGAAGGUCUACAGAAACUAAAAGAUGUAAAACCUGCAGGUGAUACAUACAUGCAUGAAGGAAUUAUACAGGCAAAUGAGCAGAUGAAAACGCAAACCACAAAGUCUUCAAGCAUCAUAAUUGCAUUGACAGAUGGCAAGCUUCAACCAUAUGUCCUUGAUCUUACUAAAACAGAGGCAGAUAAAUCAAGAGAGUAUGGAGCUCGCGUAUAUUGCGUUGGAGUUAAGGACUUUGACAAAGAUCAGCUGGCUGUUGUCGCGGAUAGUAUUAAUCAAGUCUUCCCUGUGGAAGACGGCUUCCAGGCUCUUAAAGGAAUAGUUAAUUCGAUCCUGAAGCAGUCAUGCACAGAGAUCUUAUCAAUAGAUCCGUCCAGUGUCUGUGUGAAUCAGUCUUUCGAAGUGGUCCUCCGGGGGAAUGGAUUUUUGCAAGGAAGAGACAAAGAUGUCUCAUGCAGCUUCGUGCUGGACGGUAAGACUUUCGAUAAAAAAGCAACCUCAGUGAUGAAUGACUAUGUGCUGUGUCCUGCUCCAGAGCUCGAGUAUGCUGGACAACAAAUGGAAGUUGUGAUUUUGUAUCGAGACAAGCCUUUGGUUAUAAGUCCCUUCACCAUCACUGCAUCAUCCUGCUCGGAUGGUUCGAUCGUAGCCAUUAUAUUCCUGGUCCUGCUGCUCCUUGUUGCUCUGGCUCUUAUGUGGUGGUUCUGGCCUCUCUGCUGCACCGUGGUUAUUAAAGACCCGCCUCCUCAAACACCUCCUCCUCCUCCACCACCUCAACCGGAGGAAAGCCCACUUGCUAAGAAGAAAUGGCCAACCGUGGAUGCCUCGUAUUACGGAGGAAGAGGAGCUGGGGGUAUCAAACGCAUGGAGGUUCGCUGGGGUGAGAAAGGCUCGACGGAGGAGGGGGCGAGACUGGAGAUGGCCAAGAAUGCAGUGGUUUCAAUACCGGAAGAGGUGGAACAGCCGACGAUCAAAAAGCCCAAACCGGCUGCUCCUGUGUACCAUCACUCUGAAACUAAAUGGUACACUCCAAUCACGGGUCGUCUGGAUGCGCUAUGGGCUCUACUGCGGAGACAAUAUGACCGAGUUUCCCUCAUGCGACCCACUUCUUCCGAUGAGGGACGCUGUAUGAAUUUCAAUCGUGUCCCUCAUCACUAGACAGCCUCUCAUCAUCAAAACAUGCAUGGAUCAAGGAAAUAUGAGAGCGGGAAAAGCGAAACAAAAGAAAUUAAUUCCAGGUUUUUUUCUUAGUGUUUGUUUGCUUGUUUGUUUUGAGACAGUAUGCUUUGUCCAUUAGCCAUGUGUUACAGCUCGUAUUAGGUUAAGGAUCUUUAAUUUGAUCAUAUUGGCCAUCUCAUUACAUCUGAGAUGUUUCCUUUCAUACGUGUUUUCUUUCCAAAAAGCUUAACUUGUGAUUUUCCUAAGCUCAAUUUUAGAUAAAUUAAAUACAACAGUUGUGGGGGGGAGCAGAUAUGAAAAGUGAUUUUCAUACACACCAAGGGCAUAACAUAUUCUGACCAUAUUGUGCCUUAUGUGGGGACAAAAAAUUUUUUUUAGAGGCUACUUUGGAGGGUGAAAUAAAAAGAGGAGGUCUGUUUGCCGUUGGAGUCAAUAAUCCCAGUAGGCUUGGUGAGUGCAGAAAGUCCAGCGCCUCUUGGCAAUGUCUCACCACAAAGCUUCUCCAGCAUUGCCCAGUGCCUAGCGGGACCUCUGUGACUGCCGAUCCUGUCAUUUUAACACUGAGAAGUGCACACGCAUGACAAACUGUAGACAGAACGCCCUAAGGUCCUGGACGCGCUAAGAUUUUGCCCUUUCGUUUUUUGUGGAGACACCUUUCCAUCAUCGUGCACUCGGGAGCGGAGAGAUCACCAGUGCAUUAUUUUACCACUAGACAUAAAAUGACCGGAUGACCAAAUCAGCUACUUUUGUGGGACUUUAAGAGCCUUGUGCGGUUUUUUUGCACUUUUUUGUUACUUGUACAUUAAUUAUUAGGAUUUAUAAAUGCACCUUCUUUUUAAGUUACAGAUAUUAAUAUACAGUAGUUAUAGAUGUUGUUCCACUGACCAACCAGCAGUAACCAACUUAAUUAAAUAAUUGAAAGCAUGAGCAAGCAGGAUCUUUUUUAUGCUUUUUGACACGGACUAACCCAUUAUUCUAUCUGCAUCAAUUAGAAUUAAAAGAUCCAUCAUGCGAAGCCCAAAAUGCAAAUUUCAGAAGAACGAGUAUUGUUCAUUUCCAGAUAUCAUCCUCAUCACACACACAUGCGCUAGCAAUAUAUAUUAUUUGUACAUUCGUCCAAUGCGCUGUCAUGACGCCGUUCAGGAAAUGAUGCCAGUAUGGAUAGAAAUGCCAUCGGGGAAAGAGGGCAGCAGCUGAGGGGAAAAAAAAGGCUCGAACGAUCCAGUCACUUUGGAUGCGCUACUUCAGAUGCAGAAUGGAUAUUCGAGUGGAAAUCUGACAAAGCGCGCCAGCUUUGAUGGGAAACUGUAUAGACAAUGACCAGUGGCUGGGUCAGUGGGAUGUCUCGAUGCAAGCAGGGAAGCUUAUCAAAUGACACUAAAAAUAAGUUCAACAACCAUCAAGUUUGAGGGGGGAACGGAAAAGGGGUGCACACGCUCCUAUUCGGUGAGCAGGCGAGAGCUCGUAGACAGUAGGGGCAUUGCCGAAGCACACCGCUCUAAUUAUUCCUUUGUUGUCUUUAUUUGAAACGUAAAAGCCAAGAUUUUCUCCUCAGGCUGCGAACCAAAAAAAAUUAAAAAAAAAAUCUUGAAAUAAAAAAAAGAAAAGAAAGAAAGAAAAAAGAAAAGGUUUUUGCAUAUUUGGAAUAAACUCAUCCGUUUUGGCCAUCAUGAACAAAAAUGUUUUUCCUUUUCUCAUUUUGUCUUAUGUCACAGAUUCUUGAGCUGUUAUUUAUCCUAAUUAGAUAUUUACACACUGCACUAACACAGCUUAUUGUAAUACUUUCUCAGCAUACUAGUUAGCAUCACAAUUCAGUUUCGGUCUCUCCAGUGCACUAUUGUGGAGAGUUUUUAAAAAAAAAUUAUUUGUAUUAUUUUUUUUAAAUCAUUUUAUAUUUAUAUGUUUUAUAAUCACAUUGAGUCUGUGUUAUUGUAAGUGUGCACAAUAAUGUACUUUCACAAGGAGUUGGGGCUUCACUUAGACUGAAAUGCCAAUUCCUGUUUUGCACCUUUUUUUACUAAAUAAAAAAAAAAAAUCCGUGUGUAUGCUUUUCACUAAACAACACCAUUAGCAUGAAAUUUUUUAUUUAUUUAUUAUUAUUAUUAUUAUUAUUAUUAGUGAAUUGCAGAGCACAUGGUAAAAGCAAUAUUAGAAUAAUAACAAACAGCAAAUAUGAAAUAUUUGAAUUUAAAUCAUCAGUGAAUUACAAAUGCUGAAAUUUACUAAUUAACAAAAGGAUGCACUAUUCUGUUACCUUCUUUUACGUUUUUGAUGAAUUUAAAUGUAUGAUAAUGCUGUGAUUUUAACCAGUGAAUGUGUCAUUUAAUUGGCAUAAAAAAAAAUAAAAGGGGUAUAUUUUCAGGAAUUAUUUAUUUACCAAUAUUUGUGUUAUAUUUACCAACCAAAUUUCAUGUAGGUCCAUGCUCCAACCUUACAUGAACUUCAUUUAUGUAUUUUCUUAUGUCCUUUUUGUUAAUAUUUAAUAUUGCUAAUGUCACUCAUGAAUAUUGAAAAUGUGAACGAUGGGUAAAAACAUGUUCUUCAGGUGAUGCCCCGCAGAGGGCAUUAUUUGUGUGUGUAAGUAGACCGAUAUAAGUUUAUACAUUUCAAGAGUAUUUACAGAUAUAGUACUAUGUUUCACGUUUGUUAAAACAUCCUGUAUUCGCAAAACCUUGCUAUGCAUUUUUAAUGUAAUCCAUCUUCAUGGAGCUUCGCUAACCAUUUAAUUUGCAUUAUUGUUCUGUCCAUUUGUAUGAAAUAAAUGUAGCUAUAUUU